Messenger RNA from Phacochoerus africanus (Common warthog), 2790 nucleotides. RefSeq names its product poly(ADP-ribose) polymerase family member 16 (gene PARP16). Gene Ontology annotation, cellular component: intracellular anatomical structure; nuclear envelope; endoplasmic reticulum tubular network. The record is from RefSeq and is a predicted model, not a curated record. Lineage: Eukaryota; Metazoa; Chordata; Mammalia; Artiodactyla; Suidae. Gene Ontology annotation, molecular function: protein serine/threonine kinase activator activity; NAD+ poly-ADP-ribosyltransferase activity; kinase binding. The transcript has 6 exons. Gene Ontology annotation, biological process: endoplasmic reticulum unfolded protein response. Bases 575 to 1543 code for a protein of 322 amino acids.
GCACGUGGUGGGGCGAGGGAGUCCUACGGGCAGGCGACACGCUGCGAGCCGCCGCGCACCGCUGGCAGAACGCAGGCAGCGCCGAGGUCAGCCUGGAGAGCGCCGGGGCUUAGGCGGAGACCGUCGGAGGCGGGGCAGGAGGGUCGGCGCGGCGCCGGCCUCUCAGCCUGGCCCCGCACGGGGAGGGGGCUCGCGGUCCCCGCAGGGGCUGCUCCCCGCGCCAGGUCCCUUCAGAAGGCAGGUGUCAGUACGUUAUCGUCUCAUCCCAUGUCAUAGCCCCUCCCCCAGGCCUGGGAUUUCCCCGUUUGCCCGGCCCCAUUAUCCCCAGGCACAACCCCCGCGCCGACCCGCGGUCCCUGCCGGUUCUUCUUCUCAACUGGCCGGUCCUCCGCAGGAGACUCUGGUUAGGACGUUCUCAUCCGCGUCACUUCAUCCCUCUGCCUGGCUCACCCCAAGUCCGUGAACCCCGGGCCGCGUCCAGCCCAUUGUCCACGGGCCCAGCUCCGCGCUGACCGCAGGCUCGGCCCUAGCCCCCACCCGGCGUGUCUCUCCCGGCAACGCGCGGCGACCCGAGAUGCAACCCGCGGGCUGGGCGGCGGUCAGGGAGGCGGCGGGCCGCGACGUGCUGGCCGCUGACCUCCGCUGCAGCUUCUUCGCCUCGGCCCUGCAGAGCUACAAGCGCGACUCGGUUCUGCGGCCUUUCCCUGCGUCCUACGCCCGCCACGACUGCAAGGACUUUGAGGCCCUGCUUUCAGAUGCCAGCAAGUUACCCAACCUGAAAGAACUUCUCCAGUCCUCAGGAGAUGAGGACAAAUGGGCCUGGGACCUGGUGAGCUGGAUAUUAUCCUCAAAGGUCCUGACAAUCCACAGUGCAGGAAAGUCAGAGUUUGAAAAGAUCCAAAAGCUGACUGGUGCCCCUCACACGCCUGUCCCCGUGCCGGACUUCCUGUUUGAAAUCGAGUACUCCGACCCAGCCAACGCCAAAUUUUAUGAGACCAAAGGAGAACGAGACCUAAUCUACGCCUUCCACGGGAGCCGCCUAGAAAACUUCCAUUCCAUCAUCCACAAUGGCCUGCACUGCCACCUGAACAAGACAUCCUUGUUUGGGGAAGGGACCUACCUCACCAGUGACUUGAGCCUGGCCCUCAUUUAUAGCCCCCAUGGCCAUGGGUGGCAGCGCAGCCUCCUCGGCCCCAUCCUUAGCUGUGUGGCUGUGUGUGAGGUCAUUGACCAUCCAGAUGUCAAGUGCCAAACGAAGAAGAAGGAUUCCAAGGAGAUAGAUCGCAGGAGAGCAAGAAUCAAGCACAGUGAAGGGGGUGACAUCCCUCCAAAGUACUUUGUGGUCACCAAUAAUCAGCUCCUGCGGGUGAAGUACCUGCUGGUGUACUCGCAGAAGCAGCCCAAGAGGGCCUCAAGCCAGCUCUCCUGGGUUUCCAGCCAUUGGUUUACGGUCAUGAUAUCCCUGUAUCUGCUGCUGCUGCUCAUAGUGAGUGUCAUCAACUCCUCAGCUUUCCAACACUUUUGGAAUCGCGCGAAGAGAUAAUCCUUCUGGGCUUGGUGUCGGGGCCAUUUCAACCAUGUGCCUUACGGUAACUUGCUCCAAACCUCCCGUGCCCCUUGUCCAGCCAGGUUGAGCCUGGGGGCAGGUUGGGGACCAACCACAGGACAGUUUUCACAUGCCAUAAAUGUAUCCAUUGCCUUUGAUGAUGCUCUCAGCCACACUCUAGUCAAUGGAGGUCACUGAUCCCUCACUCAGGUUUGGAGGGAGAUCUCCUUCUGCUUCUUCCUAAACAGUCUUAGGGAGUUGGCUUUUUUUGCCAGGGCCAAAGGAGAAAGUCCUGCCGUAUUUAAAAACAAAGUGUCCAGGCUGUCAGUGGGGUGUUUACAAUCGCUUCUGGCGGACACUGGCCUUUUCUCUAAUGCCUUCUGGAAGGCAGAAAAUGUGUAGUGGGGACUAUAAAUCACUAGGCUGUUGCCUUGUUUUGACUUGAGACACCCAAGAGGAAUAGUCAUGUUUCUCAUAAAAAUCGGUGGGAUCGUUCUGAAUUCCAUCAGCCUUUGUAUGUGAGUGCAAAACACUUUCACAGUUUUCUCACAUUGACAAAUAGCCUUCUGCUACAGCUGUAACCCCUCUGCCCGGACCAUGGAUGAGAAAGGAAGGAGUCAGAAACCUGAUAAAAAACAAUGAGCAACUCAAGUUGUCUCUCUCUAAAAAUUACCUACUACUGAUGACAGCUGAGACGGAACCAAAUGUUUGUUUUCCGAUUUUAAAAAAAGCAAAACAAAACAAAAAACACAACUCUGACAAAUUCGUCUUUGUGAGCUGAGUAAAAGGGGAAAUUUCUAAACCCAGAGCACCACUUGGCCCGUGUUUGCAGCCUCUUUCCUGGCCGUGUUUUAGGGAGGAGGAUUUGAUCGGCAGGCCUGCCUCCUGCUCUCGUUCUCACAAAGCUGCCGUGAUUGCAGCUUGCCAGCCUUUGGUGCCACACUGCACGCCUUCUGUGGGCGGCUGGCCUUUGAGACAGGCCUGCGUCUCUGGGACUCGGCCUGGCUUUACACGUGCGGGAAAAGCCUCAGGCUGCUCAGAGAGCUGCAGUUCUACCUGCUGUGUUUGCUGCCCCUCCUUCCUGUCCCAUGUCAGCCGUCAUGGAGCCCUGUGUGAUUUGGGUGAUUUCUGUAAAGGUGGAAAGUCAUUUUUCUAUAAUUUGUAAAGUUGUGAAAAAGCCACUAUCAUGGUUUUUACAUUGAAUAUUGGAACAUUUCAGAAAUAAUAAAGGUAUUUUCCUAAUU